GCAAAGUGAAGAGUCAUGAUCCUAGGCCUCAGCAUUUCCCACUUCUAGGCCUGAUGAUCAUUUCCAUUGCUACAUUUGGUCAUCUCAAGUUGCGACGCCCCGCCUUCGUCCUGACGCCUGCUUGCUCUUCCCGCUUCAGCCCGAAACCAGCCUAAUUUUCCAAAUGGAUGAAGCUGCCCAGGGUGCAAAGGCGCUGACUGCCUCGGACUUUCCAUCUGCCAUAAAACAUUUCACACGGGCCCUGACGGUCAACCCCCACGCGACAAAUUACUACGUCAAACGGUCAACCGCGUUCUCGCGCCUGAAACCAGAGGAUGGAGGACCGAACGGUGAAGCGGCUCUUCGAGAUGCUGAGAUGGCGGUAGCUCUUGGUAUUCAGCGCGCAAGACGAGAGUUGAUCAUAGCGGGUCAAAUGAGAAGAGCUAUUGUCCUGUAUCAGCUGGGCCGAUUCGGAGAUGCCGAUUUCUUGUUUAAGAUCCUGAGGAAUAAGCUGGGCAAUGCUGCUGAUACCAACUCAAAGGACAAGGCAAUGGCGGCAAUGGGACUCACGGAUGCGACAGCGGCGACUCGUGAUAGCAGCGUCAAGGACCAGGAGCUGCAGAUCUGGGAGGUCAAGGUCAAGUCUCAACUUAGUAAACUAGCGCCUGGGGAUGAGAAAGCGAAUGUAACCAUUGCGGAAAUCCCUAGCGUCGUCGUUCCCGACACAGCGGUGUUGAAAGAAUUGCAUCAGGCUCAACUGCGAGAAAUGGAAAGUGGCGUUGAACCGUCAUCGCUGCAAGUCGAAAACAAGACGCAGGGACAACAGAACCAGCAAGAGACACCUGAUAAAGCUGCCCAUGGCACACCUUCUGAAAGCCAGUCGCAAUCUGCUCAAGUGUCUACUUCUCAAGGGCCAGUAACCGCAAAGCACAGGCAUGAGUGGUAUCAGAAUCAUAACACUGUGGUCGUUACGUUAUACGCGAAGGGUGUUCCAAAGGAUAAAGCCGAAAUUGAAAUUCAAGAGCACUCUUUAUCAAUUUCAUUCCCAACGAGCACCGGUUCCGAUUUUACCUUUGACUUGGACCCGUUAUACGCUGCUGUUGAUACCACAGCUUCCAGAUAUUCAAUCAUGUCGACUAAGAUUGAAAUUAUUCUCCAUAAGAAACAACCUGGCCAAAAGUGGGCAUCCCUAGAAGGAACUAUGGGUCCCGCAGCCCAAUCAACCACAUCUUCAAGCUUUCCUCUCCCGUCCGUUCCCGCUUCGGCUCCAACCAAGGCACCUUCGUAUCCCACGUCUGCUCGUGGUGGCGCUAAGAAUUGGGACAAAAUAGCAGCAGAUCUAAGCAAAAAGAAGAAAUCAAACAGUGGAGACCAAGGCAAGGAUGAAGAUAUGGAUUCCGAUCUCGAGGAAUACAACUCUGGUGAUCCGGUCGAUGGCUUCUUCAAGAAACUCUAUGCUAAUGCUGAUGACGAUACGAGGCGCGCGAUGAUGAAGAGUUACUAUGAGAGCAAAGGGACGGCAUUGAGUACUAAUUGGAGCGAAGUCAGUAAAGGUCCAGUUCAAGAGCAUCCUCCUUCGGACGACUAAAACAUUAAAUCAAUAUUACGACGCGACGCGUACCAAUCUCCGAUCAUGUAGUCUUUUUCUUUUUCGUUUUACCAUUCUUCGUCACGCAAGGCGCUUUGGGGUUCGGAUUUGAUUAAUUAGAUGAAAUAACUCGAAAGCUAGUGCAAGGUUGCCUUUCAUCCCCUAACCUGGCCUUUCUUGCUUUAUUGCCCGAGAAUACAUCUUUGCAGCUGACUCCAAGAAAACUUCAACUCCAGCUACAUGUUGAGAUCGAGAA
Molecule: messenger RNA, 1823 nt
Organism: Coccidioides posadasii C735 delta SOWgp
Lineage: Eukaryota; Fungi; Ascomycota; Eurotiomycetes; Onygenales; Onygenaceae
Source: RefSeq, a predicted model, not a curated record